This is a messenger RNA of Danio rerio (zebrafish), 9479 nucleotides long. The record is from RefSeq and is a predicted model, not a curated record. NCBI's taxonomy places the organism in Eukaryota, Metazoa, Chordata, Actinopteri, Cypriniformes, Danionidae.
ACUAAAAGACAUGCAUGCAAAGUUGCUAGAAACUACUACAAACUUAUGUAUGCUAACAUAUGAGUCUAAUACAUCUGACGAUUAGUUAUGUCUCUGCAGGACAGUGACGCAUCCCGGCAGGUCCGUCCUUCAGCCCGGCUCUUGGUCUCACGUCACGUAGGUUUUGGGCGGACCCAGCGUUCCGUGGGGUCCAUGACGACCCGUAUAGUGGAGGAGAAGGGGACCGCCUAAAAACAGACGCUUUUAUUGGACACACAGUGUUGCUAGGUGCUGCAGGAUGUCCGUAAGUGAGCAUCAGCACUGGAACUAUGAACGCUGUAAUAUAACCAGGGAGCAAUCUUUAGGGAGGUGUCGGUGUGCCGUAUUAUCCGAGAUGAGGAGAGCAUUGCCGCAGUGAGCAAAUAAUCUCAUCAACUGGCUGUGGAUUUCAUGUCCCUUACAGACACUGACAUUUAUAAGAAGCAAGAAGGGUACUCGGCUUUGAAGCGGUUAUGCGCGUGCUCGGUGAAAGUAGACGUCGGAGAGAUCGUUCAACACAAUGGUAAUUCAAAAGGCAGAUGCGCACUUUAUAGUUUUGUGACGGAUUGAACAACGUGACAAGCCCUGUCACCAGCCCGGCAUGGGUCAUCAGAGAUGGUACAGCAGACUUUACAAUUCACACACAUGGGCUGUCUAGUCAUCCUGAUUUUCUGGAGCUGAAAAAGAAUCUGUAUGUGUCACAAUCAUGCACAGCUCAUAUCAAUACUAAACUGUUAUGGUGCAUUCAUUCAAGAAGGACCACGCAAACGGCUGAAUGUCACUGAUGAGUGUCCAGCGAUUCACUGGUCAUGGAAAACCUGACUGGAUCCAGCGCUGAGCAGCAGCCUGUGGGCUCCACAGGUCCUUCUGUUCCCUCAAAAAAGACUGUAAUUUAUGAAAAUGGUCAUGCACAUCCCACUCAUACAGACCCUGCAGCUGCAGCACACAGAGGGGCCAGCGAUCCAACUGCAUACCCCCUAUCAGAUUACCGAGGCCUGGUCCGGCAGAGAUUUAUACGCAGAAGUUUGUGGUUCUCUGAGUCAGAGGAUCAAGAACUCGAGGUUGCAGAGUGCGACAUCACCAGCAGCCCUGUUAAAAGUGCACAUAUCGCCAUCCAGAGGAGCUUUAACAAGGAGAGUCAAGUGGGACAGGCAGACGGUACAAACGAGAACUUGAGCAAAGAGCCAGAGACAAGUGAGACCGAGGAAAAGCAAGAUGCUGAGCAGGCUGAAGCUGCGGGGAAAGCUGGGAGUGAUGAGAACGAGGAAGAGGCUGAAAUGAAGGCGGUUUCCACUUCUCCAGGUGGACGCUUUCUUAAGUUUGAUAUUGAGCUUGGCAGAGGCUCCUUCAAAACUGUUUAUAAGGGCCUGGACACUGAGACCUGGGUGGAGGUGGCCUGGUGUGAACUUCAGGACCGAAAACUUUCCAAAGCAGAACGUCAGAGGUUUAAAGAGGAGGCAGAGAUGCUAAAAGGCCUUCAGCAUCCCAACAUUGUGCGCUUCUAUGACUUUUGGGAAUCUCCUCUCAAAGGAAAGAAGUGCAUUGUUUUAGUCACUGAACUGAUGACAUCUGGAACCCUGAAAACGUAUCUAAAGCGAUUUAAGGUGAUGAAACCUAAAGUUUUAAGAAGUUGGUGCAGACAGAUCUUAAAAGGUCUUCACUUCCUCCAUACGAGGACUCCUCCUAUUAUCCACCGGGACCUGAAGUGUGACAAUAUCUUCAUCACUGGUCCUACAGGCUCAGUCAAGAUUGGAGAUCUUGGCCUGGCCACACUAAAGAGAGCUUCCUUUGCCAAAAGUGUAAUAGGCACACCAGAAUUUAUGGCCCCUGAGAUGUACGAGGAGCACUACGAUGAAGCUGUAGAUGUAUAUGCAUUUGGGAUGUGCAUGCUAGAAAUGGCCACAUCUGAAUAUCCAUACUCAGAGUGCCAAAAUGCAGCACAAAUAUAUCGCAAAGUCACUAGCGGUGUGAAGCCAGCCAGUUUCUGUAAGGUGGCUGUGCCUGAAAUAAAAGAAAUCAUUGGAGAGUGUAUUUGCCAUCGCUGGGAGGAAAGGUACUCCAUAAAGGACUUACUAAACCAUGCAUUUUUUGCUGAAGACACUGGGGUGAGAGUAGAGCUGGCUGAAGAGGAUGAUGGCAAAAAGUCUUCCAUCGCUCUGAGGCUUUGGGUUGAAGACCAGAAGAAACUCAAGGGGAAAUAUAAAGACAGUGGUGCUAUUGAGUUCAGCUUUGACCUGGAGACAGAAGUCCCGGAGUCAAUCGCCCAGGAAAUGGUGGACUCUGGCUUCUUUUUAGAGAUUGAUGUGAAGAUUGUGAGUAAGUCUAUCCGUGACCGGGUGUCUCUAAUAAAGUGGAGACGACAACGGAUUGUCUCAGGAUGUAAUGGAAAAACCGAAGAGUGCAGCACCAAGACUGAGACACAGCAUCUCCUUCAGGUGCCCUCCACGGGGCCACCAGUCGGUGGUACACCCAGUCUUCCAUCCGAAACAGAGGAGGUACAGACUGAAGCAGUCAGCAUGGUCUGCAGUGUCCCAACCAGUGAGACUACAGCUACACCAGACAGCAGUGCAGGCUCAACAAUGGUAACAGGAGCUUCGGGCAACCAAGACAGCACCUCUCAGCAGUCCCUUUCGGAGUCCAUUUCCACUGCCCAAAGGGUCUUAAGCCCUCCAGCACAGCUUCUGACUCAGUUUCCACAGGCUGGCCUGCUGACAUCUACUGCACAUCUGCCUCUGGGGACUCAACAACAACCUGUUCUACAAAUGCACCAAGGUGUCACUCAGCAAACAAUAGACCAUUUGUUCCAUGGAGCCCAGCAACAACCUAGUCCUCGGCAACCCCAGGGAACCCAACAACAACAACCUAGUGCCCCACUGCACCAGGCUGCACAAGCACAUGGAUUGAUGUCUCAAGCACCCCAGCAACAACCCACCGUUCAACUGCACCAGCAAUAUCAGCAGGCAACUCAUCAGCUACAUCAAGGGGCUUUUCAGCAAUCCUCAGUACAUCUGCAUCAGAGCGCCUACCAGCAGUCACCUCCUUCUGCACAAACUGUUCCAUCUAAGACUGUCUCUGCUCCAGCUACUCCUGUACCGCAUGCCCGUCCACAAAGCAUUCCUGCUUCUGCCCUUGUAGCACAGCAAAACCAGACAACUGUACCACUAGCCCAGGAGUUUCAUCUCUAUUUCCAUCCUGAAGCUUUCCUGCCUCAGACUUUAUCAACUCUCCAGCCACUAAUGCAGGCAUCCACAGAUGGUCAGUCUAUUCCACAGCAUCUAUUACAGUCAGCAUCUUCAAUGCUCAGUACCCUACCUCCACAACCACAACUAAAUAUUCAGACACCCCUUCUCCAGCCUCUACAAAUUUCCACAAAGUUUCCUUCGACAUAUCCUCUUUUACCAGAAGGGGGCACAUCUACAGGGACAGAACCUAUAUCUUUCUCCUCAGUCUCUUACUCUUCUCCUUAUCCCACAAAUGCUCCUCCUGCAUCAUCCCCCUACUACUCACCAAGCCCCAUCAGCGCUCCCCUUCCCAUAAUACCCAUGCAGAAUGUACCUUGCAUACUAGGAUCAGGCACACCUGUAUCCACCCCUCUCAAUGUUCCCACCCCUAUACCUCUCCUGGCUAUGGCCCUCUCCCCACCCAUGCCUCCACCAGAGCAACAUCUGCAACAGAUGUUCUCCCCAAUUCCAACACCAGAAGGUGCCCUUUACCAACCUCAACCCCAACCAACACAGCCCUCCCUUCCCCUUCCAAAUCCAGCAUCUCUCCCUCAGCAAGACCCGUCUAUUCCUGAACCUUUUAAAGAGGAAUACUCUCACCAUGAGGAAUUGCAGAUCCUGGCUCCAUCUCACACUGUUAUGUCACAGAUUCAGUCUCCUCCACAGGACAGUAAGUCAGAAACAAAGUUUACCAAUGUCCAAGCCUUUUCUGAGACAGUGGAGCAUCCUCUGCAGUCUACUGGCAUUCAGAGAGCUUAUGCUGUUCCUGAGAGUACUGGCACAGCUAGUGCAACUCAGCAAAGGGCAGAAACUUCUGCAAUGCCCAAACUCCCAGCACCAGAGCCCUGCCCAUUUCAACACAGCACUGAGGCACCUGCAUCUAUUCCUCUCCAUGCUUUUGUGUGCGACAGCCUAAAUCAAGAUGCAGGAUCUAGUAAAGAAAUGAGUGACAGCUAUGAAGGAUCCACCGGUGGAGGAAAAGGUGAUGGCAAACCCAGAAAGCAUCACCGCAAAUCUGCUCGCACACGUUCACGCCAAGAAAAAAUUAACAAGCCAAAACUAAGCAUGUUAAAUGUUAGUAAUACGGGUGACAAGAUGGUGGAAUGCCAGUUGGAGACACACAAUCAUAAAAUGGUGACUUUCAAGUUCGACCUAGAUGGAGAUGCGCCUGAAGAAAUAGCCACUUAUAUGGUGGAAAAUGGUUUCAUUCUACCAAUAGAAAAGGAGAUUUUCAUAGAUCAACUAAAAGACAUUGUUGACAAGGCAGAGGAUAUUUUAAGUGAGGACAUGGAUGGAGAGAAGACAUCAGAACUUGGAAAAGGACAGACACCUGGAGAUAAAGGAAGAGAGGCAAUAAAUGGACAGCAACCUGGGAUUCCCCAGGCAGUUUAUCAGCAAAAUGUUCUGCACACAGGCAAGAGGUGGUUCAUCAUCUGCCCUGUAGAAGAAGCUCCUGCAGCAAGUCAGGAUGGAUGCUCAGAUGGAGGUCCAUCUACACAAUCUCCAUCUACAACAACAAUAACUGAAGGAACAGCCACUGCUCAGCCUGUAGAGAGUGCAUCAGUACAACCACCAGAACCCAGCACAGGAUCUGCUUCCGCUUCUAUGGAUUCAGAAACCUGUGCCACAGCGCCUCCAUCUGGAGGAAGUGAUCCCUAUGGGGUCUGGAGCCCUCUCUCUUUGACAAAUACUGAUCCUCUUUCUCUGGCUGCUCUUUCCCAAGCUCCUCCUGCCCCGCAAGCAGCUAUGAUGCCAGCACAGCCUGCUUCACAUUCAGAGGAGGGCCAAAAUUUGGGCUCUACCCAGGUCAGUGUACAGCAGUCCCAGCCCUGCAUAGAUCCUCAAAGCUCUCUUUUUGUGGAAGAGACUCAAAGUGGCAGAUUAGACUCGGUCUCCGCAAUGCACACCGCUCAGCAAAUGGCUGAAAUUGCAUGUGCUGCCUCAUUGGUGGAGGACGUGCCCUGCUGUCCCUUGGUCAUGCCGUUGUCCCUUGAAGUAAGCAGCGGGGCUCAGAAGCCAUCAACCGUAAUUCCGCCACCAUCACAAGACAGUACAUCUGCUCGCGAACAACUCCAAUCCAUUACAUCUAAUCGAGCGGAGCGUGGCCUGCAACCUGUGGUGCUGCAGCAGCCUGUUUCCACUGUAAGUGGAUCUAAGGCUCCUUCCCUGCCUCAGAGCCCUGCUCCUUCACAGCACCACUUUGUCCCUGGUGAGUCAGAUGGAGAGGGGCGUAGCAGAGGAGGGUUUGUAGACAGCACUAUCAAGACUCUGGAUGAGAAAUUGAGGAAUUUAUUGUACCAAGAGUACGCUCCGAUGUACCCAUCGGGAAGUGCAGCUGAAACUCCAGGAUCUGGUACAGAGUAUAUCCAGUCUCCACCAGGACCUGAGAGUGCCAUGGGAGGGUCAGGAACCAGCACACCUAGUCUUAUAGGAGAGGGACGAUUCAGGGCAGGUGAACAGCUGCCACAGAUCCCAGAGCGGGUAGACAGUUUAAGCGCUCUCAGCGACUCUGCAGUUGGAGUUACUGUGUCAAGGAGACAUGUGAUGCCACACUCUACAUCUUGUUCUGGAUCUAGAAAUCGAUAUAAGAUGGUGCCAAGCUCCACUGACAUCUUGACAGGUCAAGGUCGAAAGCAGCGCAGCCUGAGCAGCACGGCAUCUCCAGCACACCCUGGUGGAUUUUUGGGAGAAUGUACCAUGUACGAAGAGCCGACUAUGUCAGCUACUACAGUUGGCAGGUUCUCAGUGGUCAGCACAGAAGACGAGGUCACGCGUAGAAAGUACAGUAGCAGAUAUUCAGCUCCACCUGACUUUUAUCUGGACGCUCCACCUCCACUGACCAAACGGGGGUCUUUGCCAAGGGCGCAGACCUCGACUUCAGCAGAUGCCACAGUUUGCACACGAUUUAUGUCAUCUGACUCUGGGGCAGAAAGCAGCCCUGCAAAAAUGGCACCUACAACCCCAUCCCGGCAUGGCAGGUCUGAAAGGAGAGGAAGCGACCUCAUGAAAAGGGCAGUGGCUUUUCUAAAGCGCUCUGGCCGCAGCAGUAGUGUGCAAAGCUCUGAUUCACCAAGCCGGAAAGGAGGGGUGUAUGGAUCCUAUGUCAGCAGUGACAAUGACUCAGAGAUGGAGGACUCAGAUAUUAAAAAGGAGCUUCAAAAUCUAAGAGAAAAGCAUAUGAAGGAGAUAAGUGAAUUGGAGGCCCACCACAGAGAAGAGAUUGAGCUUCUCUAUGUCAGAUUAGGAAAACCACCACCUCCAGGUCUAUACAUCCCACCCACAGUGCCCCCUGCUGGACGCAAGCGCAGGACCAGCAGGCACAAACUAAAAGCUGGCAAACUGCUCAGCCCUCUAGUACAACAACUGAGAAAUGUUGCUUCUAAAACUGGUGACUCCAGCAAACCUAAUGAUUUAACCAAAUCUGCUGAGGCGGUCCCGAGCUUGAAUGGAUCUCCUGUCAGAGCAUCCAACUUGUCUGAUGGCAGGCCUUAUUCUGGGACCGGGACUCUGCCUUGUUCUGUUUCUGAGCCAGUUCAGACCCAACAGCCCUGCUCUCUUAAAGGAUCUCUGUCUUCCGACAAUAUCUACUAUGGUGCACAGGGAGAAGGACCCGUGCCACGCAGCCAGCCUGCCCAAGGCUGGCCUCCUUCUCCCCAGGCGUCUGCGCAGGUCACCUAUAAAUCCAGUAGUAAACCACGCGCUAGAUUCCUCAGUGGGCCAGUUUCUCUGUCCAUCUGGUCAACACUUAAGCGCCUGUGUCUGGGUAAAGAACGUGGCAGCAGAUCUGGAGCAUCAUCAGGUGCCUCAAAUCAAUCCCCUAUGCCUCCUGGAUCCACUCCUCCUCCUCACCAGCCUGUUGGCCUUGCCCAAGCACAGACAAACAACAGCAACAACAAAACAGAUGCUUUCACUCAGCAGCUUCACCGACUGGUGGAUAACUGGGCAGAAGGUGUGAGGGCUCCUUCACGCUCACGCUCCCUCAGUCUAAGACCACAGCAACUGACCAGAACCAGGAUCUGGAGUGCAACAGAGGUUCCAGGGUCAAUGGAAAGAUUGAAUGCUUCCCGGCUGCCUCUUUCAUGGCCACAGAUUGAUUUCCAUGCCUCUGUGAUGGUGACUGACACUUCACAAGUGCUCCAGCACAGUUUUAUGGUGUCCAGUAACCCUUAUGAAAAGAUGCUUAACUCCACGCACUUUGACAAGGACCUUUGGCCAGCAAUGACUGCCAAUCUUAACCAAGAAGUCUUUGCUUUCUCUGCAGCGGACUCUCCGUCCUGGACAGCACCUUCUUCCCCCAGCGAGGGUCCUAGUUCUAGAAAUAGGACCAUGUAGCUUUUCCAUCAAUGUACUUGUAAUUGUAACUACAGUAUGUCGCCAAAAAUACUUUCUUCAGAAUUUCUUUAGAGAGCCAGUUAGGCAAUUCUGUCCAUUGCAGUUUCUAGCAUGUAGUCGUUUCCAAUGCACAUGUAGUAAAUCCACAAGAACAUGUAAAUAUUUAGGCCAACAAUGUAGGCAAUAUUUGAUUAAUCAGUAUUAUUGUACAUAUCCAUAUAGCCUAUGUAGCUAACCUGAACUUUGCAUAGGCAUACUGUAUGUACAGAACAUAUAUUUUUCAUCGAAAUCUGUUCAGCUUGCUUGUGUCUGCUGCAGAAUCAACCUCCUUGAGCUGUACACAUGUAAAUGCUAUAAUGUAACAUGCCCUUAAAAUUGUGUAGAUGUGUAUAGACACUGUUUAUACCUCUGUAAAUAUUAACUCUGUCUGCAUAUGUGCAUAAACUGGACAAGUAAAUGAAAGACUGAAGUUUAGGUGAAUCAGUGGUUUGGGGUGAGUAGUAUCACAUCACGGGUGGGUGAAAACACUAGAGCAAUGAUCAUGACAUGACUGUGAAUUUCUCACCGUGUAAAGCAGCGAUCACUAACUUCCCAAUGCAACACACACAUUAUCGCAUGCUAGAAAAGGAACAGCCCCCAACUGUGAUGAGAAACGAGAGAACUUUAACAGACUGUACAUUUCAGGUAAACAAGCCUGCAAGAGUGCCUUGAACUGCAACUGCGAACUGUGCUGCAUAUAAGCCAAUAUACCAAGGGUAAAGUUCACUGCUAUUUAUAAUUUUCUGAUACUAAUUACUACAUUCAUUUUUGCCCACUUACAGUUUAUGAUCAUUUCAACACUACUACAAAUACUGGUAUAACUCAGUUAUAAGUGUCUUUUUGUUUUGAAUGUGUGUGCAUUCAUAAUUAUUACAUCCUCGGAAAACAAAAUGCAUUGGCCUAAACCAAAACCGCGAUGUGGUUUAGCUGUUGUUUUGAGUCUUAUUUUGCAGUGAAGGAAAUCUGGCUGCAGCAUAGCCUCACAAUGCCAUCUCUGCGUGCAGUCUGUAUUAUUGCUAAUACUGGAUUUGACUAUUUAGGGUGUUUUAAUAGACACCGCCUAAAGCUUUGAAACAUAUAAGAUUAUGUCUAUCCUAUAUUAUUAGCAGUUGUGUUUUGAAAUGCUGUCAUUACUUGUAUACAACAUGUUCUAGAAACAGUUAGUGUUUUCAGAUGGUAUUCAAAAGUUGGAGGUAGACAUACUGUACGUGACAUUAAAUCUCUCCAUGUGACAGUUUUGUUUUGUGGUAAAUGGUGCUAUUAUGUUUCUAAAUAGCAUUCCCACUCAUGAUAUGGUGAUUGUAAAUCUUAUUUUAGUUUAUAUUUAUAUUUUUUUGUAUUUUAGCUAUGUAGCAGUGAACCAGAUAUACUGAAAUAAAAUAGAACGGGCUAGUGAUAUUUGGGUCACAAAAUAUUAUGAAGGCAUUUUAUUUGUUAAUUUAUUAGGUAAACAUGAAUACACUAUGAAAUUGCAUAACGAGAUUACUCUUCUGUAAGGCUAUGUAGGCCAAAAAUUGUGGUGGAUCUUGAAUCUGAGCCAUUUAACUUGACUUUCAUUUCUAGUUUCCAUUUGCAAAUAAGUUAUUUUUGGAUGAGUGAUUUUUGAAGAAAUUUAUCUUCAGAAAUGUCAGCCUUGUACUUACAAACAAAUAAGCGACGUGACAUCGAUGUAACGUUUCGAAUCAUCAUAGAAAAUAUUGCAUACCUUUACUGUAUAACUUUUCCAUACCACUAUUUCAAAAGAUUAAAGAUACAAUCAGCAUUUGCAUCGACUGGUUCAUUUUUGUGUUUGUGCAAAUGCUAUAAUAUAGUAAUGCUCAUAAGUUGCUCAGAUGCUGAUGCUGUCAUUCCACUAUUAAAAUUACAAUU